UCUCUCCAUCAUUCACCAUGGGUGUCACCAAGACUGUUCUCGCUGAAGGCAACGGCCAGCAGUUCCCCAAGCCGGGCGAUGUCGUGUCCAUCCACUACACCGGCUGCCUCUAUGAUGCUUCCAAGCCCAACAACAUGGGUAAACAGUUCGACAGCUCCCGUGGCCGCGGUGUCUUCAAGACCGCCAUCGGUGUUGGCCGUGUCAUCAAGGGCUGGGAUGAGGGUGUCCCCCAGAUGAGCGUUGGCGAGAAGGCCGUCCUGACCAUCUCCCCUGACUACGGCUACGGCUCCCAGGGUUUUCCCGGCCUGAUCCCUGCUAACUCGACCCUCGUUUUCGAGGUCGAGCUCAUGGGCAUCAACUAAGCGUCUCACUUGGUUUGGGAUUGAAUCGUGAAAAAUGAAAGAAAAACGGCGGAUCCUGUCGAUUUUUUUUAGAUCAUUGUCGCUCAGCGUCUUUAAGCAAUGAAGGUGUAAUGUCUCGGGCUGGUUGAAUGCUGGCUGUGGA
This is a messenger RNA of Aspergillus ibericus CBS 121593, 504 nucleotides long. Its product is annotated as FKBP-type peptidyl-prolyl cis-trans isomerase. The record is from RefSeq and is a predicted model, not a curated record. Gene Ontology annotation, molecular function: peptidyl-prolyl cis-trans isomerase activity. The transcript has 5 exons. Bases 18 to 362 code for a protein of 114 amino acids. Lineage: Eukaryota; Fungi; Ascomycota; Eurotiomycetes; Eurotiales; Aspergillaceae.